This is a messenger RNA of Telopea speciosissima, 1116 nucleotides long. RefSeq lists its product as uncharacterized. NCBI's taxonomy places the organism in Eukaryota, Viridiplantae, Streptophyta, Magnoliopsida, Proteales, Proteaceae. Bases 25 to 1089 code for a protein of 354 amino acids. The record is from RefSeq and is a predicted model, not a curated record. The transcript has 6 exons.
AUCAUCAGAAUUCAGAGCAGAAUCAUGGACGCCGCAAAAGAUCAAUCGUCUUCUGGAGAUACUUCGAAGUCGAAACUUCGGUAUCCUCUCCGAUCUGCAAGUAAACCAAAGGAUGACAAGACAGCCAUGGAGGAAAUAUCGAUCGCUUCUGUUCCGAAGAGAGGGAGACCUGCAUCAAAUGUAAGCAAAAGUGUGAGUGUCCUUAAUCUUUCUGGGAAGGCAAAGUCCACCAAACCACCUAGAAGGCUCUCCAUUCCUGCUAAGUCUGUUAUCAGUCCUCUUCCAAGACCAGCAGGCACCGUGACACCAAUAUAUGAAAGCAGAUCAAAGAGAUCCGGUAAUGGUCAGGGGAAAAGUGAAACACCAGUUUCUGAGGUUUCCAAAUCUUUGAACCGAAAGAAGUUCAGUGUUUUAUCCUCGGCAUCAUAUUGGCUAUCACAGAUAAAGCUAUCUGAAUCUGCUGCUAAGCAUUCCAUUUCACUUGGCUUCUUCAAGCUUGCUUUGGAGGCUGGAUGUGAGCCUUUGCAACGAAUGCGGGAUGAAUUCAAAUCCUAUGUGCGUCGACACAAGCUUGGUGAACUUGAAGAAUUUGUGAAAGAGAUACUUGGGAGCUAUGAUAUCCCGGAAGAUUUUGAGCUGUUAAAGGUUUCGGAGACCUGUUCUCAGGUGCCGGAAGAGGGAACUCAAUCCUCUGAUGAAGAUGCACAGAGCUCUGUUUCUAGCAGUGGAGCUCGGAAACUAAGGCCCAAAUCCUUGAACCCUGGAAAUGUUCAAGCUGCCAAAGUUGAAGAAGCGAGGAAGGACAGUGAUUUGAAAAAAAAUCAUGCUAGCAGGAACAGGGGAUCACUUAACAGAAAUUCUGCAAAUGUAAGUUCAGUUACCCAUGUUAAUUCUGGCAAUGUACAGAAGAAGAAAUCACAGAGGCCAAGUAGGCAGGCAUCUAACCAAGAGAAGAAGAAAAUCAAGGACCAAGUAAAGAAAGCUGCCACUGAAAAAGAUGUAGCUGAUCCAUUGCCUGCGGAGGGGGCACUGCAAGUAGAUAAAGAAAAUAUGGAUGCCCAACAGAUGGAAGAGAUCAGCUUGACGUAGAAGUACAAUAAAAAGCAUCUUGCACAA